Molecule: messenger RNA, 5151 nt
Organism: Oryzias latipes (Japanese medaka)
Lineage: Eukaryota; Metazoa; Chordata; Actinopteri; Beloniformes; Adrianichthyidae
Gene: camsap2b
Product: calmodulin regulated spectrin-associated protein family, member 2b
Biological process (GO): negative regulation of microtubule depolymerization; cytoplasmic microtubule organization; neuron projection development
Cellular component (GO): microtubule minus-end
Molecular function (GO): calmodulin binding; spectrin binding; microtubule minus-end binding
Source: RefSeq, a predicted model, not a curated record
UCAAACUGGGCCAAGAACUGCUGGCAAGAUUUUGAGAAAUGUGGAUUUUAUGAAUUUUAGAAAUGAAAUCAGCAGCAGCACGUUUCUCUGUGGAAACAACAUCUGGGACAGAGUUUGGAGACUCCACCUCUGCCUGCAUUUCUGAAGGGCGACUCCUGUCAGGAUUCAUAGCUGGGGUGGGUGGAUCGCGCGUGCGCAGUGCGUCCAUUCUCCGAUCUGCGGCAGGAAAGGCGCAGCGGAGAAGAAAAAAGGACGGGGAGGAGAAAUGUUGCGAAGAAAAAAGACGCUCAUGGACUACUGCGGCUGCUUCAGCUCCUCUGUCGGAAUGACUUUUGCUGCUGGACUGUAACCCCUGACUGUUUGUGAAAAUGACGAUAAAAACACCAGGGAAUGGAGAAAAUCUUCACUGAACUCUGUGGGGUUAAAACGACAUUAAAAGUGAGGAUGGCGUUCAUGUAACGGAUCAUACGCAGCCCUGCUUCCACCAAGCUUCAAGUCUUAUUUGUUCCAUUUAGGAUUUUUUCCGUAUUCAGUUCUUGUGAGCGGGAUGUCAGGAGCUUCCCCGGCUGACUGAGCCCCCACUCCCCCGGCAGCGGGACGCAGACAGACGGCGACGAUGGGAGAUGCGGCAGAUGACAGAGGGAUGAGAAGGACCUUCAUCGUCCCCGCCAUCAAGAGCUUCGACCACUACGACUUCACCAGAGCCAAGAUCUCCUGCAGCCUGACGUGGCUGGUGGCCAAAGCGUUCGGCUCUGAUGUGGUGCCAGAAGAGCUGGCUGAACCACUCUACAAGGACCAGUACAACCAGGAGCACCUGAAACCCCCGGUCGCCUGCCUGCUUCAGUCCGCUGAGCUCUACUGUCGCGCCGGAAGCCUCAUCCUGCGCAGCGAUGCCGUCAAACCUUUGGUGGGACACAAUGCCGUCAUUCAGGCCUUGGCCCAGAAGGGCCUGUAUGUCACCGAUCAAUACAGACUGGUCACAGAAAGGGAUCUGAUGUCCACACCCAUACACAUGAGUUCUCAUCUGGCGCUCAUCGACACCCUGAUGAUGGCGUACGCCGUGGAGAUGGUGAGCGCUGAGAGGGUGAUGUCCUGCAUCAACAGGUUCUCAUCUCCUGAACCCCUGCACAGCGAGGCACUUUUCCAGGAGCUGCCCUACGACACAGAGGACGCAAUCGUCACCUGGAUCAACAAGGUGAUUGAACAACUAAGGGAUGUCCUGGUGGAGGAGCAGCGGCUAAAAGAGGCGUCCCUUCAGGAGGCAAACUCAACAACACACAAAACUCGGUACAGGAGAGAGCAUGCCCAGAGGAGCACUCCAUCGCUGCCCCUGGUGGAGAACCUGCUGAAGGACAACGCAGACGGCUGUGCCCUCACUGCCCUGUUGCACUUCUACUGCCCAGAGGCUGUCAGGCUGGAAGACAUCUGCCUGAAGGAGACCAUGUCUCUGGCUGACAGUCUGUACAACCUCCAGCUGGUGCAGGAGUUCUGCAGGAAUAACCUCAACCAUUGCUGUCACUUCAGCCUGGAGGACAUGCUCUACGCUCACCCCUCAAUAAAGAGUAACUACCAGGUGUUUAUGGCUGAGCUCUUCUGGUGGUUUGAAGUGGUGAAACCCUCGUUUGUACAGCCCAGAGUCGUCAACCCCAACGUCUGUGAGGCCACUUCUUCCUGUGGAGAAGCGGUUCCUGUGUCCAGUCCCAUCAAACAGAGUUAUGCAGACAGACCUUCAGGCCAGGAAAAUUUAUCUGCUGAAGGUGAGAUGAGGAGAUCCAGCUCCAUGUCAUUCGUAGAUGGCUGUGCGGGGACGUGGCCCAAAGGAAAACACUCUUCCUCUCGGGGAAUAUCCUUUGAGAUUCCCUUAGUCGGAGACCCGGAGUUGCUGCCCUGCGAAGCUCCUUCUGCGUGCGGGAUGAGCCGCUCAGCCAGCAGCGACAGUCUGGGGUUCAAAGUUCACUAUGCAGCCAAAGGAGGUAUGAAGCGCCAACUCUCAGCCACGCCCGUCAGCGUGAACGGUCAGCACAUACCCGAAGAGGAUGAGGACUUCACUCCCCAAAAGCCCCUUGGGCGGAACAACACAUUUUCAAUUAAGAACCAAAACAGGUACUCCAAUGGGCUCCUACCAGACAACAGUAAACACCAUGGAGGCCACAUGAGCCCAUCAACUCCCCCAAGCAUCGAAGAGGCUCUUAAGAUCAUCCAUGAUACAGAGAGGCCUCAUGCCAGCUUCGGUGUUGGAGACAAUAGCUUCUUUCUCCACGGUGUGGAGCCUUCACCGCCUUCAGGGGCCCAAGCUCCUGAAGACGUCCCAGUUUCUGCUAAAGCACAUCUGCAUGACCGCGAUCCCAACUCUGCAUCCACCGAUGAAGUCGAUACAGGCAUUCAUGUGCGAACCGAAGACAUCCAGAGCCUGGAUGAGGACUCUUCAUCUCUAAGAGAUUAUUCAGACAUAGACCCAGACUGGGAGGCCAUGACCCGCUCUUGUCCGCUGCCUGUCAGGCAGGAGCAAAGCCGAGACGCCGUCGGUGAAGCCAACCCUGAUGGCCAAAAAGGAACCGGUGGAGACAGAGGCAGCCCCUGUGCUAGUUCAGCCCCCACACUCCCCAGAUCACACACUUUGAGUCCUGCCUCGUCGGUGGGUGGAUCUGGAGGAGGCCUGGUGCGGAUGACGAGCUUCGCAGAGCAGAAGUUCAGGAAGUUAGAGGGAAGGAGCAGCGGAGGAACCACGCCAGACAGCUCUGAUCUUAAUGUUCCAUACACACACAAACCGGUUUCUUCUCAGUUCUCCACACCUCCCCUGCCAAUCACCUCCUCAGUAGCUCCUUCACCCAGAGACCCUUCCCACCUCAUAGCCUCAGAAAUGAUUCAGCUCCGGAUGAAGCUUGAAGAAAAACGCCGAGCAAUUGAAGCCCAGAAGAAAAAGGUGGAAGCUGCUUUCACUCGCCAUCGCCAGAAAAUGGGCAAAACAGCCUUUCUGAACAUAGUGAAAAGGAAAGGUGUGACAGCUCCCCCCAGCGCAGGAGGAGCUGCAGCGCCUUCACUGGACUCCUCAGAGAGGAGCACCCAGAGGAGCGUGGAGCAGACUGAAAGGUGCAAACCAGAUGGAGCAGCUCCAAAGUCUCCAUUUGAAGACGUUGGUGUGGCCCCGGGAGAAGCCGACCUCGCAGAAUACACUCGCUCGAUUGAGAGGCUAAACACGUCUCUGGGCUUCCUGCAGACAGAGAUGCAGCGUUUGGCCCUACAGCAGGAGAAGAUCAUGGCAAUGAGAGACACACCACAGCAAUCCUGGGUUAUUUCUCCCCCUGCUCCAUCUCCACACAGGCAGCUUCGGGAGCUGCGUAGCAGCAGCGUAACGAGUCGAGGGUCAGGUCGAGGUUCCGUGGGGUCUUUAUCUCCUGUCCUGUCCUCCUAUGGUUCCCCUCGGGCCACCAGCCAAGCCCCUGCUGGCAUCAAGCGACGGCCAGCCUCCUUCCAUGCCAGAACACCGCGAACUCCCCGUCCAAAUGAUCUAAAGGUCACCUCCUUCAGCCGGAUGCUCAACACCCCCACCUCAGUGGACAGUUUACCCCGGCUGAGGCGUUUCAACCCCAGCCAAACACAGACCAGCCCGUUUGCCUAUUUGGGUCCCAACAAAGACAGCGCUAAGAGCAAAGAGGAACCAUUACUGAACGCGGGAGAAUCAGCCAAAGAAAAGGAAGUCGAGCUGCAAGAGGAGAGGGCGGAGUCAAAGGGAGACGUCCCCCAGCCAGAUACAGCAGAUGUGUUGCAGCAGCCGGUCCAAAGCAACACGGGCAGCCAAGUUCAGGGGGAGGCCCAGGAGAGGGGUGACCUGGUGGAGGUGUCUCUGUCUGAGCUGAAGCCUCCUGAGGUGGUUGCAGAGGGAGAAACGGGAGAACUUUACAGAGAAGACCAGAAAAUGUGCUGUGGAUUCUUUUUUAAGGAUGACGCAAAAGAGGAAAAAGACAUGGCAGCCAAGAAAGCAGCUCUCCUGGAAAAGAGGCUGAGGAGAGAAAAGGAGACUCAGGAAAAGAAGCAACAACAGGAGCUGGACCAAGAGCAGAAAAAGGAAGCCGCUCGCUUAAAGGCAGAGGAGGGGCAGCAGAGGAAGGACGAAGACAAGGCAAGAAUGGAUUUCAUCAAGAACGAAUGCAUGAGAAGAAAGCAGCUUAAACUGAUGGAAGACAUGGAUGAGGUCAUCAAGCCUCGAUCCGGAAGUCUCAAGAAGAAGCCACGGCCCAAAUCCAUCCACAGGGACGUCAUGGAGUCAUCUGUUCCCUCUGUGAGACUGACAGGGGUGCGUCCUCGAGGCUUCUCUGUGUCGAGCGUCUCUUUGGCAUCACUCAAUCUGGCUGACAAUGACAAAGAUCAGUCAGACAACAGAAAGAACAGCAGAGGCAAAAAGCUAGCUUCUGACCAUGUUCCGUUUUAUUUAAGCUCUCCCAAAGAACGUAAGAGAAGGCCAGACUCCACUGAGGGCUUUUCCUCGUGUCCUUCGGCUGGAAGUCGCAACGGAGAGAAAGAUUGGGAAAACGAUUCCACAACUUCUUCCACUCCCUCCAACACUGAAUACACCGGACCUAAACUGUAUAAGGAACCCAGUGCUAAAUCCAACAAGCACAUCAUCCAGAAUGCCUUGGCUCACUGCUGCUUGGCUGGUAAAGUCAAUGAAGGGCAGAAAAACAAGAUACUCGAUGAAAUGGAAAAAUCUGAGGCCAAUAACUUCUUGGUGCUGUUCCGUGACUCCGGAUGCCAGUUUAGGUCCAUCUACACAUACUGCCCCGAGACCGAGGAGAUGACCAGACUGGCCGGCAUUGGUCCCAAAAGCAUCACGCCCAAAAUGAUUGAGGCCCUGUAUAAGUACAAUUCUGAUAGGAAGCAGUUCAGCCAGAUCCCAGCCAAAACCAUGUCUGCCAGCGUGGAUGCCAUCACCAUCGCCAACCAUCUGUGGCAGAUCAAGAAGCAGGGGACACCUAAAAAGCACCCAAAGUAGCCCCCAGACAUGCUCGAUAGGAACAGACAAAAGACUUUUUCAUCACAAGGACACACAUUCCCAGUGCCACAGAUGCUAUAAAAUGGACAGUAAUGCGACAGCGGGGCGCAGGUGUGUGGUUGUCAGCAUGUGAAUCGAUGUUCUCUUGUGCCAAAAAAAAA